UUGCCGCUCGCUGCUGAACCCUCCUUGGCUAGCCCCAACCCCGACGAACCGGCGGCGGCGCCGGGAGCCCGGGGCCAUACGGGAUCCGCGGAGACGCAUCCAGCGGGCUGUUGUGGUACAUGGCUGACUCCUCCUCCUCUUACUUCCGUUUCGCCGCUGCGGCGUCGCCCGCUUCUCCGAGCAGGUCUUGGUGCCCAGGGCAUCAGGGACAGAGUAUGUAUGUCCUCACCCGUCUCCAUCCCACUGUCAAAAUCCUCUCUCAAACUCAGACCACCUAUUUAUUCUCGUUCGCGCAGCAAUUUUCUUUGCUUUGGGGGCGGAAUUUGGGAUGUAUUGGGAUGCUAGCACCCGUCUCAUCUGUGUGACACUGCAUACUUUACUGUAAUCUGGUUGAGGAUAAGAGGUUCUAUGUAGCCUGAGCUACAAAGGAACUUUACCUUACUGUAAUGUGGAGAACUGAAAGGGAUAAAUAGGCCAAUUCGAUGGUCCGGUUAAGAGCUUGAUUGGGGAAUGGGGAUUCAGUUUCACGACUUAGAGUAUCUUUUCACACAUAUCCAAAUUUGCAAAUGUGGGGCCAUUUUUAAGCUUACAAUGCUACCAUUCAAUCGCUAUCCAAGUUUUGUUCACAAGUGUGCUCUAGUUACUCUGUAGCCCCAAGGUGAACCUCCUUGACUGCCUGGGUUAACUGUGAUGAAUACAACAUAUAGUCGUUUGUAAGCUGUGUCUCACAUUUCUUUACGGGAUCUUUAGUGGCAAUUAUGAUAUGUGCAGAUUCUGCUGUACAUCUCUCAGAUCGUAAAUGUAGGCUGUCGUUGUGCGGUCCUCCCUUGGCAGACCUCGUUGGGGACUGAGUUGUCUCAUUCCUGUAAGAGACUGGCUGUCAUGGCUGGUUGAUGAAAAUGAUGUUACCGGGAAAACAAAGAUGAAAAUGAUGUUGUUUAGGUAUCCAAUUUCCACUUGUGCUUUGCUCUUGCUUGGCUCCAGUACAUGGCGCUACUAGCUCAGGUAAGUCAUCAGGUUCUACUUGCGGCGAGGGGAAGGAGCAGAGAGGAGGGCGCGGGCGCUGGCGGCACUAGGGUUCACACGGCCUCUCGCGGGAGAGGCGCGGAUGAACGGGUUGUGCCAUAAUGACAACAAUCUCAAAUUCUCUGUUACCUCAUCAUCUACAAUUUUCUCCGAGUGCCAUCGCUACUCUCAAUUUGGUCCCAGAUCUGACUGGAGACUAUUUGGGAUCAAUCUGUUACUCGAGGUAAGCUAUACUACAUAGAUUUUGGUUGAACAUUAACUAGCUAAAUGAUUUGUCAUUGGGGAGAUUAUUAAAAAAACGCAUUGGUGAGGAGAGGAUUUGUCUGCACAGGAAAGAGAACAUGAUGUCCUAAUCUAUUCAUUAGGUACCAUCUAUCUAGAUGAGGAUGGGUGGGCAUGUUAGGUACAACAAUACAAUAAGAUACUCCCAUUAGGACUAUCCUAUGUGCUACUUGGCUUAAGCUAUUCAUCAUUGGCGGUUGGCGAUGACCAAUGCUACCAGUAAAUCACACAGCAAUGACAAUAAGCAGGUUGGCAGUCUCUUUCACAAAUACUCUGCACGCCAUCCAACUCAGCACCUUUGUCGCAUACUGUUUUAGGCUGCAUUUUUCUACAUAAACAGAGGAAGGGGGGAGGGGGGGGGGGGGGGGGGCGACUUCAGCACACCUAGUGUUAUCUGGGUAUCCUACCACUGCUUUACUUGCUCUCUUGCUCAUAUCCCAUUGGCCUGCCAUUGACUCCGAGGAAGUUCCACCUUGGUUGCUUGUGUUUGUUCCUUUGGUCUUGGUCCACUGAUCACUGAUUCAACCAGGAUUCAAGUGAUCCGGUGGGACAGGAAAUAGUUUAUGCUAACACGCUCUACUCUUACAACACUCACAUCAGUGCCUUAUCAGUUUUAUUACCGGCCCAUAUUCAGUUGUUCCCAGUCUUGCGAGAUCUUAAAAGUGGCGAUGAGCUGAUCAUCAUAGCAGACUUUGUCUUCAAGAAGAUGAAUAUGGAUUCUUAUUAUUGACUAAAGACUAGUUUGUAAGAGGAGAAAAGGCCACUGUUUAAGUAUACAUAGUAGAAGCUUUGCGCGCUUAUACGUUUACAUGGUGAUGGUGUCAUCAUGUGCACUGCAAAUGCUUUACGAAUCCACUGUACUUUGUUGGUAUUUCUCACGGCCUUCACUUUUUGCCAUUCUGCAAAACAAGUCACGUUGGUGUUUUCUGGUGGAUCUCUAGCACUGAAUUCAAUCUGUCUGAUCAAUGGCAACCAUACUAGAAUCUUUGCUUGGAUCAUGUGCCAAUAAGUUGAAAGAUAUCAUUACAAAUGAGGCCAUAUUAAUCCUAGGGGUGGAAGAAGAGCUCGCAGAACUGCUGCGACGAGUAGAGUUAAUACGAUGUUGUAUAUAUGAUGCUGAGAAAAGGAGGACAAAAGAGUUAGCAGUAAACAAUUGGCUUGGUCAACUGAGAGAUGUCAUAUAUGAUGUUGAUGAAAUGUUAGAUAUGGCCAGAUGUAAAGGUAGCAAGCUACUGCCUGACCAUCCUUCAUCAUCAUCAAGCAAAUUAGCUGCAUGUAAAUGCCUUUCAAUUUCCUCUUGCUUUUGUUACAUCGGGUCACGUCGUGAUGUUGCUGUUCAGAUUAGAAUUCUGAAUAAGAAGAUAGAGAACAUUUCAAAGGACAAGAUUUUUUUAACACUCAACAGUAGUACACAACCUACUGGACAGGGUUCAACAUCCAAACUGAUAAGAAGUUCCAACCUUGUUGAGCCCAACCUUGUGGGGAAGGAGAUCAUACAUUCUAGCAGGAAACUGGUUGACUUAAUUCUUGCACACAAGGAAAGUAAGUCUUACAAGCUUGCUAUUGUUGGAACAGGAGGAGUUGGUAAGACAACACUAGCUCAGAAAAUAUACAAUGACCAAAAAGUAAAAAGAAGCUUCAGGCAACAGGCAUGGGUUUGUGUUUCGCAAGACUAUAGUGAAGUAACACUUCUGAAAGAGGUUCUCCGAAAUAUUGGUGUGCAUCAUGAGCAAGGGGAAACCAUAGCAGAACUACAGAGAAAGGUUGCAGAAACAAUCAACGGAAAGAGUUUCCUUCUUGUCCUAGAUGACGUCUGGCAUCCCAAUGUAUGGAUGGAUUUAUUAAGACCUGCAUUGCAUGAAACGACCGCCGGAGUAUUAUUGCUAACCACACGAGAUGAUCAAAUUGCAAAGAGAAUAGGUGUAGAACAUACCCAUCAAGUUGAUCUCAUGUCAGUAGAGGUGGGAUGGGAGCUACUUUGGAAGAACAUGAACAUCGACAAAGAGAAAGAAGUGCAGAAUUUAAGAAACACUGGGAUUGAGAUUGUUCGCAAAUGUGGCCGCCUCCCUCUUGCUAUCAAGGUUAUUGCUAGUGCUUUGGCUGGCAGGGAUGUAACGGAGAAUGAGUGGAAAAAGUUUCUGGAAAAGUAUGCUAGCUCACAAAGCAUGUUCUCUGAUGAAACUGAAGGAGUUUUGUAUUUAAGCUACGAUGAAUUACCACAUCGUCUUAAGCAGUGUUUCCUUUAUUGUGCUUUGUAUAUUGAAGGUACUAUCAUUCUUCGUAGGGAAAUUACCAUGUUAUGGAUUGCUGAAGGUUUCGUCGAGGAGAAACAAGGCCAACUAUUAGAAGACACAGCAGAAGAGUACUACUAUGAGCUAAUCCAUCGGAAUCUCCUCCAUCCAGAUAGUGUAAUUUUUGACCAGGCCGAAUGCAGAAUGCAUGACCUUUUGAGACAACUUGCUUGCUAUAUAUCAAGAGAAGAAUGUUUUAUUGGGGAUGUUGAAACAUUAAGUGGUCAAAAUAUGUCAAAACUGCGACGUGUUAAUGCUAUCAGCAAGAAGGGUAAAGUAGUGUUACCUAGAAUGGAUAAGAUGGAAAUUAAGGUGAGGACUUUCCUAGUUGUUAAUGGUCCACGGAGAAUCGAUGAUACACUAUUCAAGAAAUUUCUGCUUCUUCGUGUUCUGGUACUGAAUUACUCACUUGUGCAAAGCAUUCCAGAUUAUAUAGGAAAACUGAUACAUCUACGCCUACUUAAUCUAGAUUAUACUAGCAUAUCUUGUCUUCCGGAAUCCAUUGGCUCCUUAAAGAACCUUCAAGUUCUGAGCUUGAGAUGGUGCGAGAAUCUGCAUAGUCUUCCUUGGGCGACGACCCAGUUGUGCAGUUUAAGACGUCUUGUUCUCGUCUGCACAAAAAUAAAUCAGGUUCCAAAAGGAAUAGGAAAAUUGAAGUUCCUGACUGAUUUACGAGCAUUUCCUGUUGGUGACGGAAGUGAUAAUGUUGAUAUGCAAGAUGGAUGGCAGUUGGAAGAGUUAUCUUCUGUGUCGCAGAUGAGGUUUCUUGGUCUUGUUAGAUUGGAAAGGGUGACUCAUUGUAGUACAAAUACAGUGUUGACGGACAAAAAGCAUCUAAAAGAACUAAGACUAUUCUGGACUGAACGUGGAGAGGAACCAUAUACCGAAGAAGAUGUUAGCAAUGCUCAGAAUGUCCUUGAGCAGCUAAUACCUCCACGCAACCUGGAAAACCUAACUAUUUCACGGUUUUUUGGUCGGCGUUAUCCCACAUGGCUUGGUACCAGCUGUUUGUCUUCAGUGAUACACUUGCUCCUCACCGAUUUACGAUCAUGUGUGGAACUUCCACCAAUUGGGCAGCUACCAAACUUGAAAUAUCUGAAAAUUGAUGGAGCAUAUGCAGUUACCAAGGUUGGACCUGAAUUUGUUGGUUGCAGGAACAGUGAUCCCGUAUGGAAUGAGUUAGUUGCUUUCCCUAAACUUGAAUGGUUAAUAAUCAUGGAUAUGCCAAACUGGGAGGAGUGGUCUUUUUUUGAAGAAGAAACUGCUGAGGAUGAAGGGGGGGAGGAUGGAGCUGCUGAAAUUCGAAAAGAUGAUGUCCGAUCUGCAGGAUAUCAACUGUUCCCUCGUUUGAUGGUGUUGGAUCUCUUCAAUUGCCAUAAAUUGAGGGCUCUUCCGCGACGGCUUGGAGAGGAUACCGCCAGCUUGAAGGAGCUCAGAUUAAUUGGAACAAACAACUUGAAGGCCCUGGAGGACUUCCCACUGCUGUCUGAGCUCCUUAUUAUUCAGAAAUGUGAAAGCUUGGAGAGGAUCUCCAACCUCCCUCAAGUGACAGAGCUGCGUGUACAUGGCUGUCCGAACUUGAGCCAUGUGGAGGGUGUGGGAAGCUUGCAGCAGCUGGGGCUGGGCGAGGAUAUGCAAGAGAUAUCUUCCUGCUGGGUGUCUGGUCUUCAAGAGCAGCACCAACGACUUCAUGGCGAUGACCUGGAUAUCUACACAUUGUCUACCAGUUAGAUGGCAAUGAAAACACAAGGCUGGACUGAAGGUGCAGUUCACUUGAGCGGGCAAAGCAUGAUGAGGCAUACUAAGUUGAGGAGGCCUGUCAAUGUUGAAGGUGCACAGGUAGCAUGAUGCGUACCAAGCUGGUGAAUGAAGUAUUCUGUUUUCCUUUGGGAAUACUGUAUCGCAUUUCAUUUUGUUUAUAUCUGAGUUCGGGCCAGACGCCUUUGCUGUACUAAACCUCCCAUGUGGUAUGCUUUCAGUUUCCGACGAGUUUCGUUUUAUUUUUUUCCUGAACUUGGGGCCAGAGGCCUUUGCUGUACUGAACCUGUGUGACACAGUUUGGUUCUUUGGAUGUAACCGACAAACUUUAUUUUCA
This is a messenger RNA of Triticum aestivum (bread wheat), 5694 nucleotides long. RefSeq names its product putative disease resistance protein RGA3. The coding region runs from base 2274 to 5330 and encodes 1018 amino acids. Gene Ontology annotation, molecular function: ADP binding. NCBI's taxonomy places the organism in Eukaryota, Viridiplantae, Streptophyta, Magnoliopsida, Poales, Poaceae. The transcript is spliced from 6 exons. The record is from RefSeq and is a predicted model, not a curated record.